Messenger RNA from Pomacea canaliculata, 1985 nucleotides. RefSeq lists its product as uncharacterized. The transcript is spliced from 7 exons. The record is from RefSeq and is a predicted model, not a curated record. Lineage: Eukaryota; Metazoa; Mollusca; Gastropoda; Architaenioglossa; Ampullariidae. Bases 315 to 1670 code for a protein of 451 amino acids.
UGAGUUUGACGUCACACAGCGUUGACGCCAGUCUUGUCGAGACGCAAACAACAAACAAUGGCUAACAUUAUGAAACAUUCUGUGAGAUUACUGGGACAUCUUUUGGAGACACAAACAAAGGCAAACAUUCCAUGACAUCUGCAAAUGCAAGCGGUCCUCGGAUCAUACCACGAAGAGAGGUCUGCCACAAGCUCUGAGAUCAAGCAGCAGAAAUAAAGCAAUGGUUGUGCAGAAGGUAAACUAAAUCAUCCCUGGGAUCCCUGAUACAGAAGGCUGGAGGUCCUAUCGAAGACUGGAAAAGAAGGCUUCAUGACAUGCGCACUAACAUACUUGCGUCACUCCUCUAUUUCGGGAUUUUGCUUGCUUUCUUUUUUCAUAUUGUGUGUUCUAUAAAUAAUACUGACUCAAACGGCUGUCCACCUGGCCUAAACUGUACUUGUGGAGAGUGCGUCCUGAACGACUCCUGUGACACGGAGACAGGCUACUGUAGAGAGGACUGUCAGCCCGGCUACAAGGGGAAAGGAUGUUUUAUCAAGUGUGGCCCAGACGAAGAUUGUGUGAAUCCCUGCAGCUGCCAGAACUCCUGUCAGUGUGACCGGCAGCGCCUGAUCUGUGAUGUUGAGUGCCAAGAGCUGAUCCAACACCAAGUCGUUGCGAGGGGCGUACGACACAAGACAGCUGUCUACCUUUCCCUAAUUAUGGCCAUCGGGCUGAUUUUCGUUGCUGCAAUAAUCGUGUGGUCGGGCGACCAGUGCAUGGUGACGCAGCGGCAUGUACUCCCCGGUGUACAAGGUGAUGGUCCUCAUCAGGGACCCUUCUCAUCUCCCUCGAAUCCUUCUGCCCUGGCGGCCAUCCGCAUAGUCAAUGGCCCUCCUGGCAGUAAUGACAGGAUCGAGAGCGGCGUUCGAAGUUUGCCGAUUGAAGAGGAAGACAGCCGCCGGAAAAGGCACUAUAGAAAGGACCGCAGAUUCAGUUCCUCUCGCCCUUCCAGGUCGAUCAUCAGCGCCCCCUACCUGUCGGAAUCCGAAAACCUCCCCCGGAGUACGCCCUUGGCCGAGUUCACGGCCUUGACCCGAACUGGAGACACGAAGAACUGCAGCAGCUGGACUUUCAGAUCUGGCCCUGUCGGCAACUCUGACCUGAUCAACGCCGACAUGGAGGACGCCAGUUCCUCGACGGAUACCACGGAGUUUCUGACGAUCCUCUCGCCGUUGUCGAAUACCAGGUGCGUCGGGAUGCUGAGGUCAACAGAGAAGCGAGACAACCCGGAGGAGAGCAUUUGCCUUUCCGGUUCCUCCUUCACGAUACACAUAUUGCAAGAAGCAGACGCGCUGCAACACUCCGAAGCUGCUGUUGCUGGGUCGCUGGAACAGACCGCGAUAGACCAGGCUCCCAGUGUCACGGUCACGAACUCCGACCCCAUCCAGGUGGAUCACACCUCGGUCGCAAUGCCCGGCACCACUCUGCCAAACGUCAGUCUAUCGCUUGAAGAUCAAAGGUGCUGGAAAAUCUCCAUCCCCCGCGUGGUUUUGGAGCAAAAUCUGGAAGGAACUGCGCAACUGUCUGCGCCGGUGGCUCUCAACGCCCUGCUGGACAGCCCGCCGGAGGGUCGGCCCCCCGAGCCCAGUGUGACCGAGAUGGAUGAGAUAACGCUGGUCGACAAGCAAUAGGGUCUUCAGUGACAGACGACGGAUGGGCCCAGCUGCACGAGUGCGACAAUGACGCUGUUACUCGUAAGGUCCUGGCUUCAUGCCCGGACAUGGUUGGCUGCUCAUGAGAGCGGUCUGCACGCCGACACACGAGCUCUUGUGCCCGAGAUGUUGACGCUCACUGGAGUGUACAGUGUUUUCUCCUACGCAGACGUGUGGACAUGCAUCAUCUGAUUGUCUUUGUGUUUACACGACUCGCGUGAAUAGACUUUCCAGACCUUUGUGUACUUGUGUGCAUUCGUGCGUGGAUAUGAAGUGAUUAUGUAUUCGUAAAAC